Messenger RNA from Dibothriocephalus latus, 762 nucleotides. NCBI's taxonomy places the organism in Eukaryota, Metazoa, Platyhelminthes, Cestoda, Diphyllobothriidea, Diphyllobothriidae. The record is from the annotation of a GenBank genome assembly.
CCCGGUCUUCGAUGCAAGCGCUGUUAUGCCUUUUUCAAAAAUCCCGAUCGACUGCGACUGCACAUGCUCUACAUGCACGAAAGAGCUUUUGUGGACAAAGACUUCAUCUGCACAUACUGUAACAAACCCUUUGAGACCCACGAGAAGAUGCAAGAACACAUCACUAUCGACCAUCACACUAAGAAGUUAUUCGAGUGUGCGUAUUGCGAUCUCAAAUUCUCCAAGGCCUGCGAUCGCAAACAACACAUCUACGGCGUUCACCCAGAAAAACCCAAGUUUGUGUGCAACAUUUGUAACAAGCGCUUAAUCACACAGAAGGAGUUUUGUAAACACCGUCGCGAGCACUCUGAAGAACUUGAAAUUCAUGCCUGUGAAUACUGCAGCCAAUUAUUCAACUCCGACGCCGAGGUCCAGGAGCACACUCAAGAAGCCCAUGCUGCUCAUCUGGCGGGAACUUUCACGUGCAAGAAAUGCGGCCUUCCCCUCAGAAGCCAGUGGUUCCUUCAAGUUCACGCUAAGACGAGGCAUCCCCAGGUCCUCAAUCCGCGUCCGCCGGCACACUUUGAUUGCAGAUACUGCAACAAAAAAUUCGUCUCUCAGGCUCACCUUCGCAGUCAUAUUGUCUACUCGCAUAAUGAGCUUGCCAUACAUUCCACGCUUUCGCACUUCUGUCUCCCUUACACUAAUUGUGUCCUCCUCCUCUUCUUCCCGUCCAUACCGCGUCGGCCAGUUCUUAUUGAAGUUAAACGUUUCACGCAAUAG